CAGAAGAAUCCAUCACAUGUGAGCAUAUAUGUCUAAUCCAAUGAUAUACAAACAAAAGUAGUGACACAUUUGUUGCCUUUCAUAAUGUCUCAAAAACGAUAUAAACAAUAACAAGUAACAGUAGAACUCUUUUUAAAAUAAAAAAAAAUAGUUGUAGGACGACAUAAGCAAAUUUCCGUGGCGAGUUGUAAUUUGUAUACACAGAUACAGAGCAAGCGGGAGUGAAGCUUUAGACUUGAACACCGCCAGACAAACUCAAAACAUGGAAUCAAUGGUUCUCUAUCCAACACCGGCCAUUGGCCACCUUAUCGCCAUGGUUGAGCUAGGAAAGCUAAUUCUCACGUCAAAACCUUCACUCUCCAUCCACAUCCUCAUCGCCACGCCUCCUUACAACGCCGAUGACACCGCGGCAUACAUCGCCGGCGUCUCCACCACCACUCCUUCCAUCACCUUUCACCACCUCCCACCAAUCUCCCUCCCUCCUGAGCUUUCUACCGCUUCGCCCCACCACGAAACUCUAACCUUCGAAGUCAUUAGACUCAACAAACCGAUCGUUUCUCAAGCCUUACUCUCCAUCUCUCAAAACAACACCAUCCACGCCUUCAUCAUGGACCUCUUCUGCGGAAGCACGCUCACCGUCUCCGCCGACCUCAACAUCCCUACUUACUUCUUUUACACUUCCGGCGCGGCUAGCUUAUCUUCCUUCCUUUACCUUCCAACCCUUCACGAGACUAUCCCAAAGAGCUUCAAAGACCUCAACAACACUCUUCUCCACUUCCCAGCAACCCCGCCAAUUCCGUCCCUAGACAUGCCAAAACCACUCCUUGAUCGUCACGAUAAGGCUUAUCAGUACUUUCUUGAAUCGUCUGCUAACCUCCCAAAAUCAGAUGGAAUUCUUGUGAACACGUUCGAGUCACUGGAGCCUAGAGCACUCAAAGCCGUAAGGGAAGGAUUGUGCGUACCACAUGCGCCCACGCCCCCGAUAUACUGCAUCGGACCGUUGAUUACGACCAAAGAGCAAGAAGGAUCUAAUUCUGAGUGCUUAAAAUGGUUGGACUUACAACCAAGACAUAGCGUGGUUUUUCUCUGUUUUGGCAGCUUAGGCUUGUUCUCUAAAGAGCAACUGAAGGAAAUAGCGGUGGGGUUGGAGAGGAGUGGCCAGAGGUUCUUGUGGGUGGUGCGAAAUCCGCCUCCGCCGCAGCAGAAAAACCAAAGCGUGGCUAUUUCUGAAUCGCUGGAAAUAGAGUUGGAUUCGUUAUUGCCACCAGGGUUCUUGGAUCGGACGAAAGACAGGGGUCUGGUGGUGAAGAACUGGGCCCCACAAGUGGAGGUACUGAGUCACGACUCGGUGGGCGGCUUCGUGACUCACUGCGGGUGGAACUCUGUCCUGGAAUCGAUCUGUGCAGGUGUGCCGAUGGUGGCGUGGCCGCUCUACGCGGAGCAGAGGUUCAACAGGGUUGUGCUUGUUGAGGAAAUCCAGAUCGCUUUGCCCAUGAAUGAGUCCGAUGACGGGUUUGUGAGCGCCAGUGAAGUUGAGAAGCGGGUCACUGAGUUGAUGGCAAGCUCCGAAAGCGGCGGCUCGUUGUGGAAGCCUGCGUUAGCGUUGAAGGACGAGGCCAGAGCUGCUCUGAGCGACGGUGGGUCGUCCAGAGUUGCGUUAACCAAACUCACGGAGUUGUGGGAGGGUCGUUGAGUUGGUAGACCAAACGCACGUGCACAUUACACGACAAAAUAGGAAUUUCCACUUCAAAUGCCGGUUCUCCUGGAUUUAUCUGUUUUGGGUUCAUUAAAAUUGACAGUUGAGGGUAGGAAAGGAAGAAAUAUGAUUUGGUGAGAGAUUGUCAUUUAAUUUCCU
Messenger RNA from Morus notabilis, 1855 nucleotides. RefSeq names its product UDP-glycosyltransferase 88A1. The record is from RefSeq and is a predicted model, not a curated record. NCBI's taxonomy places the organism in Eukaryota, Viridiplantae, Streptophyta, Magnoliopsida, Rosales, Moraceae. Gene Ontology annotation, molecular function: UDP-glycosyltransferase activity. Bases 263 to 1693 code for a protein of 476 amino acids. The transcript has a single exon.